AAACACUUGGGGAGUUGAAAGAGGAGGCGGGCUCAACAAAAUGGCAACAGCAACAUCAUGCUCCACAAACGGUCAAGAAUCUGUAGAGGAAGAUACAAAUGAGGAUCCAGGAGCAGCACCUUAUGGAAACUUUAUCAACUAUUACACCUUUAAUCCUCCUGAAAACCGUCUCAGUCUGAUUCCAGUGACACUCCUUCAGGAUUUAGGUUACAGAGACGGUCAGAGAGACACACUGAUUCUGGACGUGGGAUGUAACUCAGGGGUAAGAGAGGCAACCAUAACAAAACUGUCAACAAACCAGGAUUUAAAAAAAAGAUUUACUUUUCUUUUUUUUUCAUUCAGUUUUUAUGUGCACUCUCCCACACUUCGACACAGUGGGUCAGGUAUGGAACAAUAAUCAAAUUAUACAAGUUACAAAGCUUUAUUAUUAGUCCUUUACUCUGUUUCACAUAACAGUUGUUUUUGCUAUUUUAACUUCUUUUCCAUUAAUAUGUGAUUUCCAGGUCAAUUUAUUAUGAAUAAUAACACCUAAUAAUUUUAUUUCAUUUACUCUAUUAAUUUCAAUACCUUCAAUAUUUACUGAAGCAUCAAUGUUUUUGCCUUUGUUAUCCAAUAGCAUAAAGUUUUUUUUCCCCCAGUAUUUAAAAAUAAUUUAUUUACAUCAAACCAGUGUCAAAUUUUUUUCACUUCUUUUCUGACCACCUCCAACGCAUAUUCUAGAUUUCUCCGGUAUAAAAAAAGGUGGUAUCAUCAGCAAAAAGAAUAAAUUUUAAGAGUUUUGAGACAUUAACAAUAUCAUACUAAAUAAACAGUUUUGGUCCCAGAACUGACCCCUGGGGCACCCCACAUGUUCAGCUGCAUAUUUCAGAUUUUACAUUAUUUGAACACACUUAUUUCUGUUUUCUAAAUAACUUGUAAUCCAAUGAUGUAAGUUUUUUUAAGAAGAAUAUUAUGGUCUAUGGUGUUAAAUGCCUUACUAUUUUACCUUUUAAAUCACCUUUAUGAAGCUUUUGCAUUUUCAUCCAGUUACUGAGGAACUAAAUUCAGCCCUUUUUUUGUCAUUUACCUGUCUGUAGGAUCUGAGUGUGGCCUUAUAUAAACACCUGGUCCCAGAGCCUGUCUGCACAGAGGAGUCACAGAAAGGCAAAGUUCACCUCCUGGGCUUUGACCUGGAUGAGCAGCUCAUUCAGCGAGCUCAGCAGGCCAACCCUCUGCCCAACAACAUCUCCUUCAUCCCUCUGGAUGUCACUCAGGACACACAGCAGCUGCAGGACUACCUCAAACAGCACAGCAGCUCCCACUUCCACCUGUGUGUAUGCCUGGCUGUCACCAUGUGGGUUCACCUGAACCACGGAGAUGACGGCCUGCUGCUGCUGCUCUCUCGCCUCGCCUCCAUCAGCCAGCAUCUCCUGCUGGAGGUGCAGCCUUGGAAGUGUUAUCGCAAUGCAGCCCGACGACUGAGGAAGUUGGGUCGCUCUGACUUUGAUCACUUUAAGACCCUAAAGAUUAAAGGGGACGUAGAGACGCAUGUUAGGGAGCACCUGGAGAAAAACUGCGGCAUGGAGUUUGUCCAGAUCUUUGGUGAAACAACGUGGUGCCGAAAACCGAUGCUCUUUAAAAGGAGAUGAGACUGAAGGAUGGUGCUGAGCUGUAGUCUUAACAAAUAAAGUCACUUUUUAUGCAGAUGUUCUAUUAUAUUUUUCUGUCUCAUGUUUACUGACAAUAUUAUCCUCGCUGUAACGUACUGUCUGUCUCUUUGGAGGAACUCUGUGUGGAGCUUCACAUGCAUACUGACCACUUCUAAACUUAGUGGUUUGCACUGAAGCUUUUACCCAAUUUGAGUUCUCACUUGACAAAAAAAGUAAACCGAUAAGCAUUUUGACAUUAAAAUCAGUUAAAUUUGCAAAGUAAUAGGCUGCUUUUUUUCUGCUACAAUACACCAAAGGAUCUUUUUCUUUCUUCGAUGAUCAUUCAGUGGAUGAAACAUCAGUGAAGGGUAAAAAUCGCUUACAAAAUCCCAGAACAUGAAAAGUUUUGACCAAGCAGCAUUUAGCACUGCAGAGAUGUUUGAUUUAAAAGAUGUAAAAACACAAUAAAGUAUAUUAAAUUGUCAAAAUAA
Xyrichtys novacula (pearly razorfish) is the source of this 2119-nucleotide messenger RNA. NCBI's taxonomy places the organism in Eukaryota, Metazoa, Chordata, Actinopteri, Labriformes, Labridae. The record is from the annotation of a GenBank genome assembly.